Theobroma cacao (cacao) is the source of this 2031-nucleotide messenger RNA. The record is from RefSeq and is a predicted model, not a curated record. NCBI's taxonomy places the organism in Eukaryota, Viridiplantae, Streptophyta, Magnoliopsida, Malvales, Malvaceae.
GCACUGCAUUUUCUUGUGAACCUCCAUUAAGACAUAUAAGAGGAGUAAGAAAAAGAUCAUUUUUUGGUUGAUGGGUUCUCCCUUUUCUGCUUCUAAUGGCUGUUUUUUAAUGGUUUCUGCCUUCUCAGAGGAAACUUAAUGACUCGAAAGAGACUAGGCGACUGUGCAGAGCUUCAGUGCAGUAAUUGUCGUUGAGUGAGUAGUUGGUUUAUAUUAAAAAUCUUGAUCUGGAAGUGAAAAUCUUUGCAACAGUCUUCAAUUUCAAAGAUGGUUUAUAUUGUGCCCAAGGACCUUCAGGAAAUAGAGGUGGCAAAGGAGAAGAUUUCUGGUAGGGAUUUCUUGGGUGCCAGAAAGAUGUUAUUACAAGUAAAACGUGAUUUUCCUGCGGUUGAUAACAUCUCUGGCAUGAUAGCUGUUUGUGACAUCUUAUUUUCUGCUGCUCUCAAAUUCAUGGAUUUUGAUUUCUACUUUGUCCUUCAAAUCCCCCCUGAAGCCACUAGUUCUGAGAUAAAAUCUAAAUACAACAAGUUUACUGCUCUGUUAGAACCCAUUCUAAACAACUUUCCUGGUGCUGCAUCAGCCUUGAGAAUCAUCCAAGAUGCAUUUUCAGUGCUCUUACAUCAAGAGAAGCGCAAAUGUUUGAUAUUAAGAGAGCUAGAAAGCUGGAGUCCUGUGAAUCCAGGAUAUCCAAUGAAAACAAUGUUAUGGAUUCCCAGCUGGCAACAGAAAUUUUGAUUCAGAGACAUGAGAAUUCCCGAAGUUCUAAAAGGUGGAGAAUGGGUUUUUACAAGGCUGGGGAUGGCUAUGGAAACAUAUAUGAGAGCAAUUCAAUGGAGAUUGUGUCAAAGAUAAUUACGGAUGCAAAAGUCUCCACUUACCUUGGAGAAAGGCAGGUCCAUGAUUCUAAAUUACCUACUCAAUCUGUCAUUUUUGAAGGCUCAGUUGUUGGUGAACAGAAAAAGGAGAUCUAUGAUCAAGAAGAAAGCUGGACUGCUUGUGCUAUGAGUAGUAUUGGGACAAUGGCUGGGAAACCUCAUGACAAGUUUUCCCCCUCAAUGUUUCUCUCUGAUCCUAGCAAGAAGUCAUCCCGCCUUGAGAAUUGCAAUCAAGACUAUUACACCUUUGAUAAUACUAGAAACGCAGCACUAUAUUCUGUUGGUCAGGUUUGGGCUAUUUAUAAUGAAGAAGGCAUGCCUAGAAGAUAUGCACAGAUUAUUUGCAUAGAUGAAUUCCCAUUCAGAUUGCACGUCAGCUGGUUCAACCUGUUCCAGUUACAGCCCAUGAGAGAAAAUGGUAUGAAUUAAAGAUGCCUGUUGUAUGUGGGUCAUUCAAUUUGGAUAGGAACGAAAGAACAGUGGUUGAGCCAACAUUGCUCUCCCACUUGAUAUCUACGCAUGCAAGUGAACAAAUUGAAACUUACCCCCAGACUGGUGAGGUAUGGGCAAUAUACGGAGACUGGAGGCCAUUGGAGUGGCUCUCAAAUCCCAGAGCUAGGAAGGAAUGCUGACUGCAAAUAGUGGAAAUCAUUAAUGGCUAUUUCAAUUUGGCAGAUGUUGUGGUCAAACGCUUGGUUAAAAUCCAAGGACCUAAAAGUGUCUUCAGAAGAUGCACCAACAAUGACAGUGAUCAUUCUUUUGCAAUACCUGCAAAAAGCUUGUACAAGUUCUCCCACAGGAUUCCAGCUUAUAGAUUUGCGGAUCAAGAGAUGGAUAGAGUAUCAGAUGAGAUGUUUGAGCUUAACCACUCGGCUGCCCCCGGUGUCUUGGACUGGGACAUGACAAGAGGGAGUCGCUGUCAAUCCACCUUGACACUCAACCAUGCCACCCCUCUUCAUAAACCAUCAAAUGCAGAGGUGAUAUCACUAAAACAUGAGUGGUCAUUAAAAGAUUUCAUUCCAGAACAAAUAUGGGCUAUGUAUGAUGGGCGAGUUUUGAUGCCUCGAAGAUAUGUAUUGGUAAACAAUGUUAUUUCACGGAGCAAAGUUUGUGUGACUUUACUAGAACAGCAAAGAUAUAUCCUGGCUUCAAGACA